AAACAAUAACUCGAGGGCAACAACCGCUAGAAGACAGAGAUCGAUAUUGGACGAUGGCGAUCGAGGCGCCCUUGAGCGAGGAGGAGAUCAGGUCCAUGGUAGACCAAGGCAUAGUCGAUCCCAAGGUGGAAUCGUCCCUGCGGGCCGAGCACACGGUCGUGAGCACGACGCUGGAGCUGCACACGGACUUAUUCUUCCCCUCGCUGGCGCAUCUGGACUUGCAGGACAGCCGCGAGGGCUACGCCGUCUCGGUCCGCGACAGGAUGGCGGCGGACGGCGAGCGCCUCAGGCACGGCGCGGCCGUGUUCGAUGACGGGAGGGAUCUCACGGGCGAGGAGGCGGCGCUGGUGUCCGAGCUGCGGCGCCAGGCCGCGUGGUGCGACGCGCGGCGCGCGGAGGCUGACGCGCUGGCGGCCGACGUGCGGCGCCUGCGGGACGGGCACCUGAGGGAGAUGGCGACGACCGGGGACCCGCGGGGGGAGCUCAUCGACGCGGCGGCGUUCGAUCUGAUGGAGUUCCUGUUCGCGGAGAUCGAGGCCUUCGUGGCCCCCGAGGGCGGCUGCUUGGACGAGGUGGCCGGGGCCAGCAUCGACCUCGGCCCGCGUUUCGCGGCGACGUUCGUGGGGCUGUCGGAGAGGGCCAGGAGCUGCGCGGAGGCGUACACGGCGAGCGAGGACGCGGCGGUCGCGGAGGGGCUGCGGCGGCGCGCGGAUGAGGUGGAGGCGCUCUGCGCGGACCCGGAGGAUCUCGUGGCGCAGAUACGGGCGUCGGCUUGGUGGAGGUCUGGAGCUGGCGGCAGAGGUGCAACGUGGUGAUCCCUCUAGGAUCAAAGCGUAUCUUGAAGGUCACAAAGUUGCAGAUCUAGCUGGCGGAUGAUGCACGUCUAGCGUGAAUUAGUUUUUUUUUCCGGCAAAAUAGCAUGAAUUAUUGUGUUAAGUGAAAAAUAGUACUGUACUCCAUAUUAGCGUGAAUUAGAUUUUUUAUUCGCAAAAAAAAACUCGCAGUAACUCUUAUGCAGUUUCUACAGAAUUAUCAUCAUCAUCAUCAUCAUUAUUAUCAUCUUGUAUGAGUUGUUUAAAUGUGUUUGUGUUAUUAUGUUCCUAAAUUUAGUGUUGAAAAACAAUAUAUUAUGUUAAAAUAUAGAUCGAUCAAGCCAACUGUUGUCAAAAGAUCGUGAUGUAUAUAUGAACAUAUUGAAUGGACGCAAAUAUAUUCAUUUCCUAGCAACAACAGAAACAGUCUCAACCUAAUGAAAAAAAGCACAAAAUUAGAUCUCCAUGAGUACUAUUGCGGUUACAUAAAAUUGAUUAUCAUAACUGAACAAUUGGACUAACUUUGACUUCUCAACUUUGAAUAGACAUUAAGCCCUUUAACUUCAAACUCCAAUUUUGGAAAGUAGUGUUGAGUGUAUGAAUUUUCAAACAGCAAGAUGAAUUUUAUGGAUGUAGGUUUCGCAAUGAGGUGAUGACACAAGUUACUUCGAACUUUUGGGUAGUCGUUCAUGCAAAAAUAACAAAUAUAUCCAUCUUUUAGUUUCUUAAAGCAUAAGGUGUUUGCUUGGUUAACUCUUCCCGACCGAUGUUGGACGGGUGAACGUCGGUUGCGCAAGGGGCUUAGCGACAAGGCUACUUGUCUGCCCUGCGAUCAAGAGCUUGAAACCAUUGACCAUCUUUUGUUGCAGUGCCCCUUUUCCAGAUCCCUUUGGUUUGAGGUUUUAUCCAUCUUUAGUUGCGGACCUUGGACGCCGUCGGCCUCAUAUUCGCUCAAGGUUUGGUGGUCCGGAUUUCUCUCUUCUCUCCAUGGCGCAGCUCGUAAGAAGGCGAGCUCUAUCAUCCUUUUGCUGCUGUGGGAGAUUUGGCUUGAGCGUAACUCUCUAUUUUUUCGUUACUUCGAUAGGCCGGUUCAUAUUUUGCUUGAUGCUAUUUGUCUUGAGCUAAGUAGGUGGAAAAAGGUGGGCCUGUUGAGAGAGUAGGUUUUUGCUAGGGUGUUCUUGUUGUGGUGGAGUGGUGUUGUAUUGAUACUAUUGUGGUCGGCAGUUUUCCCGUCCUUCCUUUAAUGAAAAAAUAAAAAUAGGCGUGCAAUCUCGCACGGUUGCUGAAAAAAAGAAAUUGUCAUAUUUGGGAUGGGUUUAUCAUUUUUAUAUCAUUCCAUGAAUUGAUGUAAUUUUUUCAAGUUUUUUGUCUCUAGAUUUUCUAGGUGCAAAAUCAGGAAUCUGGGGCAAAGUGUAGAAGGUGGUUUUGACUCUCAAGGUUGCUAAAUAAAACAAUUCAUUGAUGUAGAUAAUGCAAUAAAAAAAUUCAACCAAAAAGAAAUUCAUCAAAUAAUUAUGCAUUUAUGUUCCAUAUAAAAAGACAACGAUAAAUGGAUUUAGACAUUUUUGUAUACCCUUGAAAUGUAACCUUUUCUUUGUAAAAGCUCGAAUCGCAACAAAUAUUGUGUUGAUAGUUUAGGACGCAUAUAUAGUAGAGUAAAAAAAAGGACAAUAUCUACAAUAUUUG
Messenger RNA from Brachypodium distachyon (stiff brome), 2498 nucleotides. RefSeq lists its product as uncharacterized. The coding region runs from base 54 to 815 and encodes 253 amino acids. The transcript has 2 exons. The record is from RefSeq and is a predicted model, not a curated record. Lineage: Eukaryota; Viridiplantae; Streptophyta; Magnoliopsida; Poales; Poaceae.